Messenger RNA from Artibeus jamaicensis (Jamaican fruit-eating bat), 4426 nucleotides. It is a transcript of the gene FN3KRP, whose product is annotated as fructosamine 3 kinase related protein. The transcript is spliced from 6 exons. Lineage: Eukaryota; Metazoa; Chordata; Mammalia; Chiroptera; Phyllostomidae. The record is from RefSeq and is a predicted model, not a curated record. The coding region runs from base 2769 to 3548 and encodes 259 amino acids.
GGUUUUGAUCAAGGGCAGGAGCAGUAGUUCCAUGGCCUGGGGUUUGUCUGAACCUGCAGGCGUCAGAGCCGUUUCCGAGUAGCCGCUGCUUAGGGCUGUUUGGGCUGCCUCGGCCAGCCAGGCGCGCUUCUCUCGGGCCGGCAUCUGGAAGCCCGAGCACCGGCGGACGGAGGCAGGGUCAGGGAAGCCAGUCCGUGCUGCGGGCAGGAGCGAGGGCGCUGAUCCCGGUGUGACCACAUUACCCCCAACACCAUGGCGUGGGGUUGGAUUUCCACAUGGGAAUUUUGGGGGAGGGUGAUAAGCAUUUAGUUUAUUGCGGGCCCCACUGCAUUCCCAAGGGCCUUGCAGGGGAGAGCGGGCCCCGCUGCUGCAGUUGUCCCCCUCGGGUGGUGGGUGGGCAGGUCCCUGGCGGCUGGAGGCCUAGCCAGGCUCUGGAAGUGGGGCACGCCCUGCGCCCCGCAGCAGUGCUGCGGUCCUUUCCUAGACAUCCUUCUCGCGACCUUUCAGUUUCUCCCCAGAAACGAACGCGAUCCGCCCAGUGCGGUGCUGGUCUCUGCGAUGCUGCUGUGUUGUCAAGGCCCACCUUUCCCGCUCGGCACCCCGCCCUGCACACCUCAGUGCGAGCUGGCCCGCUAUUCGCCUUGGGGGAAGCUGCCCUUUCACACGGCUGUGCCCCCAGCAGGGCUCAGGCAGCAGGGAGCCUUCUAACUUAUUUUUAUGGUGGGGCUCUCUUCCCCGGUGUUCUUCCUCCUGGGAGGCAUCGUCCUUCUCAUGAUAGCACUUCCACCUCCACUGGCAUCUGUUAAAACGGCAUCGAUUACAUUUUCUGUCCGCGAAGAUGAAACCACUUAGGUUUUUAAACGUCGUUCUGCUGCUAUUCCUUCCGGUUCUUACUUUUUGUUUUGUUGUCAAAGUCCGUUUUCUCAGCACUUUGCUCAUUCUUCCUUAUCUAGUGAGCUCUUUACAGGCGUUUAGCAGACGGUUCUGAACGAGCCCUUGCCCAGCUUGGGCACCGACCGAGUCCUGUGCACGUUCUGUGGAUGCACAGCCGCUGCCGCUUGUGAGGAAAAGGGGGCUUGGUGGGGGCCUCUGAGGAGGUGAAACCUGCUUCUUCCAGACAUCUGGGCUACUCUUCUCAUUCCUGCUCGAAUUGACCUUGUCCAAGUUCUUUUACCUCUUGAGCAUUCUUUUAAAAAGAUUUGUUGGAAUUUUAGAGAGGUGGGGUGGGAGCAGAGAGAAACAUCCAUUUGUUGUUUCACUUAUUUGUGUACUCACUGGCUGAGUCUUGCAUGUGCCCUGACCAGGGAUUGAACCCACAACCUUGGAUGGCACUCUCAUCAACUGAGCUGCUGGCCAGGGCUUGAUUAUUCUUAUCAGCCUUUUGCAUACCUGUAAUCGGUUUUCUUUGUACUCCUCCCUUAAUGGACAUUUUGUAGCACUGGUCCCAGCUGAUGUUUACUUUUACCUGGGUUCAGCUCUAGAGUAGCAGUUUUUCUUAAUUUAAUUUUAUAUAUUUAUUUUUAGAAGGGAAGGGAGAAAGAGGGAGAGAAACAUCGGUGUGCCGUUGCCUCCCAUGUGUCCCCUACUGGGGACCUGGCCUGUAACCCAGGCAUGUGCCCUGACUGGGAAUUGAACCAGCGACCCUUUGUUUCUCAGGCGGGCGCUCAAUCCCGUGAGCCACACCAGCCAGGGUGAGAGUAGCAAUGUUCUUAGGGUUGGUUAGACACUUAGGACCAUGUAGCAGUCGAUAUUUCUGUGUGGAGCCUGGGCUCACAGAUCCUCCUAAACCUCUCCCUGUGUUUGAAAUAAAAAUUCUACCCCUUACUUUACUCUUCAAAACCAGACCUCAGUUACAAAACACAGCUGGUGUCCAGGGUUUUUUCUUUAUCUCUGAAGAGAAUGCUCUGAAAGUCCUCCUUAAGACACAGCUCUUUCUCCUCAGUGACUGUGGCUCUUGAAGGUAGUGUAAUAACGAUAUUUAUAAAGUGUUUGGAAUAGAUUAUGUGUUAGCUGCUAACUUCAUUAGCCGUGGCAGCAAGCCCAUGAUAUUGUUACUAUUAUAACUCCGUUUUACAGAUGAGGAAACUGAGGCACAAGAGCUUAAGGGAUUUGCUCAAAGUCACAGAAUUAGUAACUGAGAACGUGUAGAAGAAUGUCCUUGUUCACAGUAGCCCCAAACGGAGGCCCAGCUGUCCAUCAACAGUAGACUGGAUGAACACGCUCCAGCACAUCCCCACAGCAGAGCUCUGUACAGCAGUGGGAAUGACUCUGGACUGCUGAUACGCCCAAGUAGCAGAUGCGGCAGGAAGAAGAAGCCAGGGCACUUGCCUCUGUGUGUAGAACGACACAGCAGUCGGAACCAGUCUGCGGGGUGGGGACAGCAGUGGCUGGGCAGAAGAGGGGCCCUGGUCAGGACGUCCGGUCUCUGUCUGUGCUGCAGCCACGCGGACCUGCCGACUGUGUGAGAAUUAGAGCUGGGCGCUUCUGAGUUGUGCACUGUACUGCGUCUACCUCUGUAGCAGUUUCACUCGUACGGUACCUAAAGGGGAGGAGUCGUUCAGUCUGGGAAGUCAGGGAAGAGUUCUCAGAAAUCAGCCCGGUAUGAGCUGAGGUCUGAAGCAUGAUGGGAAGGGGCUGACUUGGUCAAAGCUGGGGGCUGUGCCCCAAGCAGAGGGGGCACGGUGUGUGGAGGCUUCAAGCCUGGAAGAAGCAGCGGAUCUUUGAGAAACUGAAAGAAGGCUGUAAUCCAGGAGCACGGGGCUAAAAGAAUGUUUGAAGGUGAGAUGGCAAGUUUAACUGCCAUCCUGGAGACACACACAGUGAAAGUGCCCAGACCUCUCAAGGUUCUCGACGCCCCGGGAGGUGGUAGCAUGCUGGUGAUGGAGCAUUUGGACAUGAAGUAUCUGGGCAGUCACGCUGCAAAGCUUGGAGCCCAGCUAGCAGAUAUGCACCUGCAGAACGAGAAGCUCAGAGAGACGCUGCAGAAGGAGGCCGGCACCGUGGGCAGAGGAGGCGGGCAGGCGGACCGCCCUUUCGUGGAGCAGUUUGGGUUUGACGUGGUGACGUGCUGCGGAUAUCUCCCCCAGGUGAAUGACUGGCAGAGAGACUGGGUCACGUUCUAUGCCCAGCAGCGCAUUCAACCCCAGAUGGACAUGGUGGAGAAGGGCUCUGGGGACAGAGAGGCCCUCGAGCUCUGGUCUGCUCUGCAGUUGAAGAUCCCUGACCUGUUCCUCGGUCUGGACAUUGUCCCAGCCCUGCUCCACGGAGACCUCUGGGGAGGAAACGUAGCAGAGGAUUCCUCGGGCCCGGUCAUUUUUGACCCGGCGUCUUUCUAUGGCCACUCAGAGUAUGAGUUGGCAAUAGCUGGUAUGUUUGGGGGCUUCAGUAGCUCCUUCUACUCGGCCUACCACAACAAGAUCCCCAAGACCCCUGGAUUUGAGAAGCGCCAGAAGUUGUAUCAGCUCUUCCACUAUUUGAACCACUGGAAUCAUUUUGGGUCAGGGUACAGAGGGUCCUCCCUCAACAUCAUGAGGAAUCUCAUCAAGUGAGCCUGUUCGCCUCUGCAAGGAGGCCGGUUCGAGGAGUGUGCUGGGGCCUCAAGUUCAGGUAUACCAGAUCCUAGCUUGGUGCCUGAGGCCAGCCCCUCUUGCUCCUCCACAGUCCUCUUCACACACCUGGGGCAGCUUCAGACCAACUUUGCAAGCCUUAGGAAGUACGUAGUGUCUCAGAAGAAAGGUCAUCCUAAAGCUGUACAUUGUUAGUCUUCAUAGCUGGAUAAGCCACACUAGCAAUAUGGUGUGAACAGAGGGACCUGUGGGCGUCGGCCACAUUGAGCCACACAGCUGCCCCCAAGGUAGAGAGGGCAGUGGCUGGUGCCCCAUGCACUGCUGCUGAAGGCACCUGCCACCAGCCCCUCCUCGUUUCCAGGAACAACUCUGAAGUUCCGGAUGAAGCUAUUCAGUGGCUAAGGCGUGGGUUUAGGCAAAAAACUAUCUUUCUAGGAGCAUCUGAUAUGACCAGUCCCAGCACUGACACAUUCCCUGUGCUUUCUGUGAGCGCUCUGGACCAGCCGCAGGCUGAGCAGGCCUGAAAAUGAUUUUGGGAGUGACCAAACUGCCAGCCUCAGGGUGUCCUCAGUACAUUUAGGAGCCACUGAAUUGCUCCUCUUCGCACCCCAUCUUGUCUGCCGCUUCCUCUGCAUCAGGUACAACCAGCACUAAGCUGGUGUCUGCCCUCCUCCAGCCUUGCAGGGUGAGGAACAUGCAUGACAGGCACCGAUGCCACUGAAUCCUCCUGCGUAAACUUUCAGUGGUUUCAGUGAUGCCAGAGAGGGUUUUCUUCCUUUGAAUUGUUCAUUGUUUUUCCUAGCUGUUUGCCAAGAAACCUUUGUAAUGUAUCAUUAUAAUAAAUUGUUUCUUAAAAGAGA